Messenger RNA from Chara braunii, 2262 nucleotides. The record is from the annotation of a GenBank genome assembly. NCBI's taxonomy places the organism in Eukaryota, Viridiplantae, Streptophyta, Charophyceae, Charales, Characeae.
GUCCGCAACCGAAACGUAAUCAACCCCCAUCAGUCGUGGCCCCUGUAGCUCUGAACCAAGGACGAGUGGCCGCACUGAUGGACACGGCCCAAGGAGGGGAACUUGUUGCAUAUGAGCAACCCUCCCCCUCGGCGGCAGUUGCUUCAACCUCGGGAGCUUCUUCUUCCUCCGACGCUGCUGACGUGGUCGAUCCACUCGAGUACCUUCAUCUCGCCGGCAUGGUCGGAGUGAUCCGAUCGGCCCAUGAUGAUCUUGAAUGGGUCGAUCGCGAAUCCAAUCCCGGUCCACAGUUUCGGACAGGAGAAAUUGAUGUAUUACGAGCGCUUAAGCAGCUGGAUAUCCGUGUUCCGAUCCCGGUGGGGCAUUUGCUCACCAUCUCCGAAGCUGCAAACGAUAAACUCCUGCAACAUUGUCAGAAAAAUGAGAAGCGCUUCACGUACCAGCGAGUACAGCGAAUGUUGAAGAAAAAGGAAGGAGGCGAGGAGGUUGCACCACCUGAACCUGAAACAGGUGAACCCAAAGCAGCACGAGUAGUUGCGAUUUCGUUGGCAGAGAAGGAUCACUUCGUACAAGCUCGACCAGUGUUGUGGAAAAGCGUUGAGUAUGAUUGUGAAGUUUGGGGCAAAUCGUUUAACGCCCUUAUCGAUACUGAGUCUUCAGCAGUGGCCAUAUCUUUAGACACAAGUGUCAUAAAUGUCAUUAACUACUGCGUGAUUGUGUACGUGGAUGACAUUUUGGUGUACUCGAGUUCCUACGAAGGGCACGUGCAACACAUAGAAUGGGCGUUGCAUGUGCUACGAGAUGCUGGCUUCAAGGUGGCGUUUGAGAAGUGCCAGUUUUUCCUUACCACCAUUUCCUUCCUGGGACACGUGGUAACAGACCAGGGACUUAGACCGGAGCCGCAGAAGGUGGCAGCUGUCAGAGAUGCGUCGGUGCCUAUGACUAUUACGCAGGUUCGCGCCUUUCUGGGUCUGGCCUUGUACUACCGAAGGUUUGUCAAGGGCUUCGCGGCGAUUGCGGGACCCCUCACGAAUCUACUGCGAAAGGACCAGCCGUUGAUCUGGACGUCGGAGUGUGAUCAAGCGUUUUCGGAACUCAAGGCCGCCCUCAUUUCGGCCCCAGUUCUUAUAAGGCCGGAUCCCGAAAAGUCUUUUGUCCUCAUUACUGACUGGCAGCUAGAGGCAAUUUCGGCGAUCUUGGCCCAGGUGGCACCAAGCGGACUUGAGAACGUGGUGGAGUAUGUGUCCAAAUCGGUGCCCGCCUGCAAGCGUAACUACGCCGCUCCAACAGGAGAAUGCUACGCGGCUCUCUGGGGAAUCAGUCACUUUCGAGCUUACUUGUACGGGCGGAAGUUCAUAUUGGUAACCGAUCAUGAGCCUCUGCUAGCCCUGAAGAAAUCUAAGGAUUACUCGGGCAUGAUCGGGCGAUGGGCAACGGUGUUGCAGAGCAUGCACUUUGACAUUCGUCACCGGAAACACGAAAGGCACGGGAAUGCGGACGGAUUGACACGACUACAUCGACCUGAGAAGGUUCCAAAGAAUGAGGAGGUGACUCCGUGGAACGAACCGAAGAAGGAGAACGGACCUCGGUACGACCAAGUGGAAAUCCUGUCAAAGGAUGCAUGCUUGGAAGAGCCUGGGGACGAAGACUCUUUACCGUCGCAGCAAAAGUAUCUGAAGCCAUACGGCAUCAUCGAUCACGCUUUCUAUCCGAAGGCAGAGGAGGUGGUGAUAGAAGGGGAGGAAAGUGGCGACGACGAGGAAACAUCGAAAGAGGGAAGCUAUAGCGAGUAUAGCGAGGGCGAGCAGAGCGAAGAAGAAGAAGAGGAAGAAGAAACCAGGUCUGAGUGGGAAGCCUUGGCGGAGGAAGCGACGUGUACUGGCACGGAGGCGGAAGAUCUUGAGGCAGCGCGCAAGCGGGAAGAAAUUGCCACCCGGAAUCGCCAGCUGGAGUUCGCCAGCGGAGCAAGCCUGCGCAUCGGUGACGAUCCAACCAGGGAUCCGGAGCCACCGAAACCCGAAGAUGGCGACCCAGCAGCCGCCACCCCAAGCACCUCACGGCGGAGACGGAGUCGAUCCUCCUCCCCCUCCAGCCCCACCCGUCCCCCAGUUCGUCCACGUACCGAUGCGAGGGAUAGGCCUUCGUCCCCGUUCAUUAUCCCGUCGUCCCCUUGAUUACCUCACCCUCGAGCAGAUCCACACCCCCGUCACCUUCCCCCGCUACCCCUUCCCUCCGCAUCUCUUCCGAGAUUUCUACUCCACG